AUGGCGGCGGAUCUAAACCCAGACUGGCUCUCCUGCCUGCCUUCUUCUUGGAGUUAUGGGGUUACUCGGGACGGAAGGAUAUUCUUCAUCAAUGAAGAAGCCAAGAGUACGACCUGGCUGCAUCCCGUCACCGGAGAGGCCGUCAUAACGGGGCACAGAAAAACCCCAGAUUUACCAACGGGAUGGGAGGAGGGAUAUACGUUCGAAGGAGCCCGCUGCUUCAUCAAUCACAAUGAGCGGAAGGUGACCUGUAAGCAUCCAGUCUCUGGUCUUCCUUCACAAGACAACUGCAUCUUUGUCGUCAACGAACACGUGACUUCUGCAAAGCUUGUCCACCCCGUUACAGAUCCUGGUACAGUCAACCCUGUUACAGUCAACCCUGUUACGGUCAACCCUGUUACGGUCAACCCUGUUACGGUCAACCCUGUUACGGUCAACCCUGUUACGGUCAACCCUGUUACAGCCAAUCCGGUUACAGCCAAUCCGGUUACAGACCCUAUUACAGACCCUGUAUCAAACAGGCCUAAGGCUCCAGAGCAGGCUCCAUCAGAGGAGAGUGACAGAGUGAAGGAGCGCCCGAUGAGCACCAUGAGCGAGGCGUCUAACUUCACAGGAGGGUCAGACUAUAGCACCUACCCUGGCAGCAGCCCCGCCACACGGCCUUCGAGGUCUUACAAAAAGGUCCAUAACUUUGGCAAGAGGUCCAACUCUAUUAAGAGGAACCCCAAUGCCCCGGCGGUCAAGAGCAACUGGCUUUACAAACAGGACAGCACGGGGAUGAAGCUAUGGAAGAAGAGGUGGUUUGUGCUGUCUGACAUGUGCCUGUUUUACUACAGAGAUGAGAAGGAGGAGGGCAUCCUGGGUAGUAUCCUGCUGCCCAGCUUCCACAUCUCCAUGCUGUCUGUCGACGACCACAUCAGCAGGAAAUACGCCUUCAAGGCGACCCACUCCAACAUGAGGACAUACUACUUCUGCACAGACACGGCCAAAGACAUGGAGUCCUGGAUGAAAGUGAUGACGGACGCAGCCCUGGUCCACACAGAGCCAAUCAGAAGACUGGAUAAGUUGAAGGUGGACCGCUGCUGUCCCCAGGAGGUGAACAACAUCCUGAACCACAACCGGGUCUUGACCAGACCAGAAAUCCAGAACAACGAGAGGAACCGUGAGCCGCGCCAGCCCUCCCUCACCUGCAGCAUGGACCGCACGGACGGGGACAGGAAACACAACACCCUCCAGAGAGAGAGGGAACGCUACACGCUGCAGAAAGACGGAGAGAGAUACUCCCUUCAGAAAGACGGGGUGAGCUACACGCUGCAGAGAGACGGAGAGAGGUACCUGUUGCAGAAAGACGGAGAGAGGUACGCCCUGCAAAAAGACGGGGGGCGGUAUUCCUUGCAGAAAGAUGGAGGCGAACGAUAUGCUGUGCAGAAAGAUGUUCAAAUGGAGAAAUACGCACCUCAGAAAGAUGGGGAGAAGUACUUGGUACAGAAAGAUGUAGAGAGAUAUGCAAUGCAAAAAGGAGAGAGAUACACCCUCCAAAAAGAUGGACAGACAUACAACCACCAGAAAGGGGUAGAGAGACAAACGUCUAUGACUGAGAAAGAUCGGUCAGAUCGUUAUGGGACCCUUGAUGAAAGACAGAAGUAUAAAACCCUACGGGAAGGAAGUAAGUGUGGUACCCUGAGGGAUGGAGAUAAGUAUGGGACGCUCGAUAAGUAUGGUACCCUUAGGGAAGUGGAUAAGUAUGGAACCCUCCGUGAAGGGAACAAGUAUGGAUUCCAGAGGGAUGGCAGUGCUGAGAGGCCUCUGACUAAAAUCAACAGCAUCAAGCUCCAACCAGCCCAGGCAGCAGCCAUCGCAGCAGCAGUUACAGCCUCCCGCCAGUUACAGGUCUCCCAGCACAUGGCCCCACCACAGGUCAACGGCUCUGGGGAGCGGGCUGGUGACCACAGCCCAGGGGAGGUGGUAGGCACCCUGGGGAGAGGAGCAGGAAAGGCCCAGGAGCCGCCUCAGAACCAGCAGGCCCAGGAGCCAGAGAAGAGUCUGACCAGAACCAACUCCAUGAGGCAGCUGGAGAACUGGGUUAGGACCCAGAGGACACAAGAGGAUGACGAUACCAGGAGCAUCACCUCCUACCAGACCUUGCCCCGCAACAUGCCCAGCCACCGUGCCCAGAUCGUUCCCCGCUACCCCGAGGGCUACCGUACCCUCCCCAGGAACAUGCUGUCCCGACCUGAAAGCAUCUGCAGCGUGGCCGGCUCCGUCUACGACCGCGCCCUGGCUCCCACAUCCAACUCAGACAAGAGGCGCUCCAUGAGGGACGACACCAUGUGGCAGUUGUAUGAGUGGCAGCAGAGGCAGGCCUUCUCCAGGCAGGGCCCACCACCACCAGGCCACUACGGGACCCUGCCCAGCCCCAAGACCAUGGGGAACAUCUCUGUGCACCAGGGGGUGGCCCACUCCAUCCCCACAUCCCCCUCCCAUGGAUCCCUGGCCCUCUACCACACCUUCUCCCCUCUGGGCCAGCACCGCAGAGACAACCCACCAGGGUCAACCAGGUCUGAGGUGUCCUCACCCGUCUUCAGAGGGGACCAGACUAUGACUAUAGACCGCAGGCACAGGACUCACCUCACCAAGUAUAACUACCCACCUGACCGCCGGUCCAUGCCAGCAGGCAUCCCAGUGCAGACCAUUACCCCACAGUCACUACAGGGCAAGACGAUCAGCCCUGAGGACUACAAAGACAACUCCUACAGCCACCAGAGGCCAGAAGACAUCGACAUAGACACUAAGCUGAGCAGACUAUGUGAGCAGGACCAAGUGGUGAGAACACAGGAGGAGAAACUACAGCAACUACACAGAGAGAAGCACACCCUGGAGACGGCUUUGCUGUCUGCCAGUCAGGAGAUAGAGCAGAGCUCUGACAACCCAGCAGCCGUACAGAGCCUUAUACAGCAGAGAGACGUACUGCAGAAUGGACUGCUCAGUACCUGUAGAGAACUGGCACGGGUCAACACUGAGUUGGAGCGGUCGUGGAGGGAGUAUGAUAAAAUGGAGUCUGGCGUCUCUCUGGCCAAAACCAACCUGUUGGAACAGCUAGAGACCCUGGGCAGCCCACAGACAGAACCUCCCAGCCAGCAGCAUGUCCAGAUCCAGAAGGAGCUGUGGAGGAUCCAGGAUGUGAUGGAGGCUCUGGCCAAGAACAAACCCCAGAGGACCACUGACACUGGUUUCCUUGGUUCCAAACCCAUCUCAAACCUACAGAAGAACGAGCAAGGCCCAGACUACCGUCUGUAUAAGAGUGAGCCAGAGCUGACCACUGUAGCCGAGGAGGUGGACGAUAACAACGGAGAGGACAAUGACAAGGACAGACUACAGACAGGGCUGACCACAGACAAGGAGCCUGCGGCCACUAAAGUCCCAUUAGGAGUACCAGUCUACCCAGUGGGUAUUGUGCCAUCCAGGACCAAAUCCCCCAUGAGCCCCCCAGAGUCCUGCACCAUCGCCUCCUACGUCACCCUGAGGAAGAGCAAGAAGCCUGACCCCAGGACUGACCGUCCUCACAGUGCGGUGGAGCAGACAUGCGGACCGGGGGAGCGGGAGAGCGGCAGAGCCAGGAUGAGUGUAGAGGAGCAGCUGGAGAGGAUCAGGCGACACCAGCAGGCCUCGCUCAAGGAGAAGAAGAGAAGUAGCAGCAGUAUUUCCCCCUCACGCUCGCCAUCCUUCUCCAAGGAGAACCCCUUCAUUACACAGGUCAGGCGAGAGGUGGUGUUCUCCACAGACACCCAGGAGCUGGAGGCAGCACUGCAAGACCUGGAGGAGGUCAGAGACCGAGUUACAGAGCAGCUGGAGAGGGACAGGACUGCAGCCGUGGAGCUGGAGAGAGACCGAGGUGCAGAACUGGAGCUGGAGAGAGACAGGGCUGCAGCAGCUGCUGAAGAAGAAAUGGAGAGGGGUCGAGCUGCAAUAGAAAAGCUGGAGCGAGACAUGACUGAGGUGGCUGCAGUGGUGGAGCAGGAGAUGGCCAGAACUGCUGUGGCUGUAGAAGAGGAGAUGGACAGGGCUGCAGAAUUGGAGCUGGAGAGAGACCGGGCCGCAGUAGCAGCAGCUGCAGAAGAAUUGGAGAGAGCUAGAGCUGCAGCUGAAGAACUAGUCAGAGAGAGGACUACAGUGUCUUCAGAAGAGGCGCUAGAUAUUGACAAGGCUGCAGUGGUGGAGCUGGAGAUGGAUAUCACUGUGGUGGAAGAGAUCAGCUACAGAGCUGAGGAGGUGGAUGUCAUCCCUGUCCCCAGGCUGAGUGGGGAGGAGCCACAGCCCCAGACGGAGAGCUCCAACAUGGACACAGAGGUGUCAGAGACCCAGAUGAUGGUGAUAUCAGAUCAGGGUGUGAAGCCCCUGUAUGUACAGUACCUGAUCCCUGGACAACAUCAACAGCACGGGGAGAGGGAGACAAAGAGGAGAAACACCCACACUCCCAACACCCUCAUUCCCCACAACAGUUUGCCAGCUGCUGUGUCAGAAGCACGGACUCCUGAACCUGAGGAGGAUGUGAUGCAGAGUGAGGCGAUGCGAGGGGAGGCCCCGGAGCAUGAGACCCAGGGGAACAACAUUGACAUAUCCUAUGAACUACCAGCAGAGGGAGCUAAACUCAACAACAACCUGAUGGCAGUGAAAAGCCUGCCCUAUCCGCCCCAGUCCUCCAGUCCUUCUCCUCCUCAACUCACUGACGGAUCCCACUUCAUGUGUGUGUAGACGUGUCGAGGAGGUGGUUAUGUGAACUGAACUACACUCACCCAGACAUUGACCUUUGUGAGCAGUGACUCAUAAGCGAUGCCAGUCUGAAGAUCCAAGAUGGCAUCCUACAGAGCCAAGAUGGCACCAGCCAGCCUGCACAGAGCAUGCCCAGUAGCUCUCUGUGUGUAUACAGUAGAAACGACUGUAGCCAGACAGACAGAAAGAGUAGAUGCACAGGCCUGCUCGUAUUACUUACUGCCUGCCUACACAAUAACUGCGAUACAAAACUCUCUCAUUCACACAGAGAUCUCAGAGGACAAGAUAGUAUUACAGAGUGAUAAUUGAUUAUUAUUAUUACAGGUAUUAUGAUGGUCUGUUAUUUUGGACAUGUUCUGUGAGGAUGCGUUGAGUGUCUGACCUGAGCACUGCUGUAACGAGGAGAGGACUGUACAGUUGUAAAUAAGAACACUAGAAGAGUCUCACACUGGGAAGAUCUCAAUUGCAUACUCCUCGCGUCCUGUCUCCUCGUCUCUUUCUCAAAACCCACUGGAGGAGAAGGUCAGAGGGGAGGGACCUCUGGCUUUCUCAUCCAAUGGAUUUUGAGAAGGAGACGAGGACCUGAGGACUUGAGGAGUAUGCAUUUGAGAUCGUCACACACUAUGGAGAGGGCCAAGCACCAAAUCUACACACACGAAGGCAGUGCUUUGCUUUAACCACACGGAGGCGCCAUAUUCUCUUGCGGUUUGAAAAAAAAACUGGUUUUACUCCCAUUUAAGUUUUUAACGUGAGGCCCUAAAAGUUUAAUUUUCCACAUAUUUUACACUGCACAUUCCCCCAUUGUUCAUACAAGUUGUUAAUAUAUAAAUAUAUAAAACAUAUAGAAUGAACUAUCUAUACAAUGGGUUUAUACUUCAAUAAGGUGCCACCCUAUUGCUGCUGAUGGACAGAGUUUAAAUAUUUUAUUAAGGUUGUGUUUAUUUAUGUCGGGAGGAUCGGGAUCUGGUCGCCGCCGACAACCACAUGUGAAUGUCCUGGGUUAGAAUCGAUCUGCUUCUCUGUUUUUUUUCUAUGGCUGAGAUAUAUUUAAAGUAAAAUAUAGAUGAAAGAUAAAAUAGUUUUAUGAGAUUAGGGUUGUGUGUUAGAUUCUGUCUGGUUGUGUGUUAGAUUCUGUCUGGUUGUGUGGAGUCCUGGACAGAGAGAAGAGAAUAGCACAUGUAUAAGCAAUAAGCAGGCAUUUUGUUCCUCUAGGACUUCAAAUAUAAUGUACAUAAAUGUAAAGUUUCAUUGUGUAAAUGAUGUACACCAUAGAAAGAGCAGAGCAGAAAUUGUAACUGAGGUUAUUAUUAUUAGUUAAUAUUCAAAAUGUUCAUCAUCUGUUUUAUAUCAUGUGAAAUAAAUGUUGAUGUUUUUA
Messenger RNA from Salvelinus namaycush (lake trout), 6145 nucleotides. RefSeq names its product pleckstrin homology domain-containing family A member 5-like. Lineage: Eukaryota; Metazoa; Chordata; Actinopteri; Salmoniformes; Salmonidae. The coding region runs from base 1 to 4752 and encodes 1583 amino acids. Gene Ontology annotation, cellular component: cytosol. The record is from RefSeq and is a predicted model, not a curated record. The transcript is spliced from 27 exons. Gene Ontology annotation, molecular function: phosphatidylinositol-3-phosphate binding; phosphatidylinositol-4-phosphate binding; phosphatidylinositol-5-phosphate binding.